Messenger RNA from Funneliformis mosseae, 131 nucleotides. Lineage: Eukaryota; Fungi; Glomeromycota; Glomeromycetes; Glomerales; Glomeraceae. The record is from the annotation of a GenBank genome assembly.
GUAAAGAUGAAAGAAUUAAAGAGUUGGAAGUGAAGGUAGAAGAAUUAGAAGAAAAAGUUGAAGGUUUGGAAGAUGAUUUAAAAAUAAAAUACAAAGAAAUUGAGAAAGCAUUAAUUGUAGCUGAUGAGUGA